Orbicella faveolata is the source of this 1907-nucleotide messenger RNA. Its product is annotated as cell division cycle protein 20 homolog. Gene Ontology annotation, cellular component: anaphase-promoting complex. Gene Ontology annotation, molecular function: protein binding; ubiquitin ligase activator activity; anaphase-promoting complex binding. The record is from RefSeq and is a predicted model, not a curated record. Gene Ontology annotation, biological process: positive regulation of anaphase-promoting complex-dependent catabolic process; positive regulation of ubiquitin protein ligase activity; anaphase-promoting complex-dependent catabolic process. Lineage: Eukaryota; Metazoa; Cnidaria; Anthozoa; Scleractinia; Merulinidae.
ACGAUUUUAAAGAGAAUAUGUCACAAUUCAGCUUUCAUACGGAAGUGAAUGAUCUCCUGAGACUCGAUGCCCCGAUCAACAAAGGACCAGCUCCUCGAUGGCAAAGAAAAUCAACAGAACGCCGUUCUUCCAGCGCUACUUCGUCCACGCCGCUUCGUAACUCUUCGAGACUAAACUCGAGCAAGACUCCAUCGAAGACACCGAAAUCUCUGAAGAAAACGCCUGGAAAGCCAAAGACACCAUCUGAGGACAGAUUUAUUCCUAACCGAAGUGCCAUGAAUUUUGAAGCGAACUAUCACAAAAUGGUUUUAGCUGAUCUCGAGAACGAAGAAAACGAGUGUGCUAGUCCCUCGAAAGCCGAGUUCAAGAAGAACAUGGCAGAGAAUCUUGUAGGAAAUGAGGCAAAUGCCAGGAUUCUUGCGUUCAAGAACAAAGCGCCAGCACCAAGAGAAGGACACUUGAAUGAUCUACGCGUGCUGUACAGCCAAAAUAAGACUCCGUCCACAUCCACAAAGAAGAACGCGAGACAUAUUCCACAAGUUCCUGAGAGAAUAUUAGAUGCACCUGAUCUGAUUGACGAUUACUAUCUAAAUCUCUUAGACUGGAGCUGUAACAAUCAUUUGGCAGUAGCCCUAGGUGGCUUUGUGUACCUUUGGAAUGCAGCCUCAGGUGAUAUUGUACAGCUCUGUCAAACUGUGACACCUGACUGUUAUGUUGGAGCUGUGUCUUGGAUCAAGGAAGGAAAUUUUCUUGCCUUAGGAGACAGUAAUGGAGUUGUACAGUUGUGGGAUGUAGAGGCACAGAAGCGUGUACGAAGCAUGUCAGGUCAUUCAGCUAGGGUUGGAUGCCUGUCGUGGAACUCAUACAUACUCUCAAGCGGGAGUAGAAGUGGUGCCAUUCACCAUCAUGAUGUCCGUGUGGCAAACCACCAUGUUGCAACUCUGGCCAGACACACCCAAGAGGUGUGUGGAUUGAAGUGGUCUCCUGAUGGCAAAUAUCUUGCCAGUGGGGGAAAUGAUAACCUGCUGAUGAUCUGGGACGCUGCUGUGAACACGGCCAAUAACACCAAUACUCCUGUCUUCACCUUCAAUCAACACCAGGCAGCUGUCAAGGCACUGGAUUGGUGUCCUUUUCAACGCAACAUACUUGCUAGUGGUGGAGGAACAGCUGAUCGCCACAUUAGAUUUUGGAAUGUUGGCUCUGGAAAUUGUUUAAGUAGCAUUGACACUCAUUCACAGGUGUGCUCUAUUUUGUGGUCAAAAGAAUACAAAGAACUUGUGUCCAGUCAUGGUUACGCACAAAACCAACUAACAGUGUGGAAGUAUCCAUCAAUGGUUAAAGUGACAGAACUGACUGGUCACUCUUGCCGUGUCCUUCAUAUGGCCAUGAGUCCAGAUGGACAGACAGUUGUCUCUGCUGCAGCAGAUGAGACUCUUAGAAUAUGGAAGUGUUUUGCUACCGAUCCUGCAAAGAAAAAAUCCAAACCAAAUGCCCCAAGCAGUUCAUUAGUGCGUCUAGGUAUACGUUAAUUUUUAGGUAAACAGGGGAAUAAAAAGUAAUUAUAUAAAUUUUAGUGGCAAUCUACACAUAGGCCACUUGGUUUUUCUACAAAAAAUUGAGUUUUAACUGACAUGGAACAUUACUAGUAAGGUUAUUACAUAUUAUAAAAGUUCUGUCAGUGUGAUAUAAACACCUAAAUCAUGGGCAUCCACUGUUUAGCUGGAAGAAAAACAUUGAUAGUCACUCAUACAUUGAGUGAUCAAGUCAAAUUUAUUCUAGCAAGGGUAUCAAAAUCUUGUAGAGUAAAAGAGAGCAGUGAAUUUCUCAAAUGUAUUUUUCUCCAUGGAGUGCAAGUAUGCAUUAUGACUACCCUCCUUCAAAGUUGCACAACUGAAACUAAUGAGUCA